Molecule: messenger RNA, 920 nt
Organism: Megalobrama amblycephala (Wuchang bream)
Lineage: Eukaryota; Metazoa; Chordata; Actinopteri; Cypriniformes; Xenocyprididae
Product: histone H3-like
Exons: 2
Coding region: 37-693 (218 amino acids)
Cellular component (GO): nucleosome
Molecular function (GO): structural constituent of chromatin; protein heterodimerization activity; DNA binding
Source: RefSeq, a predicted model, not a curated record
UGGUUUUAUUUUAAGCAGUAGAGCUCGUUUGAUACAAUGGCAAGAACCAAACAGACCGCUCGUAAGUCCACCGGAGGAAAAGCCCCGAGGAAGCAGCUAGCUACUAAAGCUGCUCGUAAGAGCGCACCAGCUACCGGUGGCGUCAAGAAGCCCCAUCGUUACAGGCCCGGUACCGUGGCACUGAGAGAGAUUCGCCGUUACCAGAAAUCCACUGAACUGCUGAUUCGUAAACUGCCAUUCCAGCGUCUGGUCAGAGAAAUCGCUCAAGAUUUCAAGACUGAUCUUCGCUUCCAGAGCUCGGCUGUCAUGGCCCUGCAGGAGGCUAGUGAGGCUUAUUUGGUCGGUCUGUUUGAAGACACCAACUUAAUAAUAUCAGCAGUCAUGUCUGGAAGAGGAAAAGGCGGUAAAGGGCUCGGAAAAGGAGGCGCUAAGCGUCACCGAAAGGUUCUUCGUGAUAAUAUCCAGGGAAUCACUAAACCCGCUAUUCGUCGUCUUGCUCGCCGUGGCGGAGUCAAGCGUAUUUCUGGCCUGAUCUAUGAAGAGACUCGCGGUGUGUUGAAGGUGUUUCUGGAGAACGUCAUUCGUGAUGCUGUUACCUACACUGAACACGCCAAAAGAAAGACCGUCACCGCCAUGGAUGUUGUGUACGCUCUGAAACGACAGGGACGCACCCUGUACGGAUUCGGAGGUUAAGUGACUCACAAAAAAAAAAAAAAAAAAAAAUCCAACGGCUCUUUUAAGAGCCACCCACAUUUCUACACAAAGGUCAAAUUUCUAGAUGAUAAAAUUAGAUUUUCUGAUAUAGUGAAUUCAUAGUGUUUGCUUUAAACUUUACCUCAUGUGAUUUCUGAAAUAAUUAGAAGUAAACUAUUUUGCCGUAUUCUCACUAUUUUACUUACUGUUAAAUAAACACUACAUUU